AUGGAUAUGGAAAAGCUGAAGAAGAUGCAGCAGUCGGUGCGCAUUGGUGAGUUUCGCAGUCCCGAGCCUGUUCCCCCUUGCGGAGCUUGUUCUGCCGUUUCUACAGAGCAGAUUGGAAAAGGCACACCGAGAAGAAAGGUCAAGAAGGUUCACAAGAGUACCGGAAUGGACGACAAGAAGCUGCAAACAUCUCUGAAGAAGCUUAAUGUCCAGCCCAUCCAAGCAAUUGAGGAGGUCAACAUGUUCAAGCAGGAUGGAAACGUCAUUCAUUUCGCAGCUCCCAAAGUCCAUGCUGCUGUCCCAUCUAACACCUUCGCCAUCUACGGCAACGGCGAGGACAAGGAACUCACCGAGCUUGUUCCUGGCAUUCUCAACCAACUUGGUCCCGACUCCCUCGCAUCCCUACGAAAGCUGGCCGAGAGUUACCAAUCGAUGCAAAAGGAGCAGGGCGAGAAGCAGGAGGGCGAGGGCAAGGAUGACGAUGAUGAUGACAUCCCCGAUUUGGUAUCGGGUCAGAACUUCGAGGACAAGGUUGAGUAA
Molecule: messenger RNA, 540 nt
Organism: Venustampulla echinocandica
Lineage: Eukaryota; Fungi; Ascomycota; Leotiomycetes; Helotiales; Pleuroascaceae
Product: Nascent polypeptide-associated complex subunit beta
Exons: 3
Coding region: 1-540 (179 amino acids)
Cellular component (GO): nascent polypeptide-associated complex; cytosol
Source: RefSeq, a predicted model, not a curated record